CACGUGCACGGCCCCCGUAGACAUUUAAAUACUUGUACAGUACUUACCAACACUACAUAUACUACAGUACGGCUAGAAUGCUAAGUUUUUGAAACAUCCCAACUAAAGCGAAUAUCUUUUCCAGAGCUUGACCAAUUUUUGCUUCAACCUUGAUGAGAUAGUCUUCCAGUUCGGCAGUUUCAUUCCCUAUACGUAGUGCACCUUUUGAAUUUUCCCAUAGGAUUGCUUGAUUGCAUACCAUGGUGCUCUUACACGUUAAAAAAGGUGAUGACGAUCUGUUUCUGUUCGAAUGUUCUGUCAGCAUCCCCAUCACAUCCCUUACCAUCGAAAUAGCCAAGAUCCAUAACGGUCGUCAAAAGAUCUUUCGCAUGUGCUCCGAAAUGGAUUAUCUGGCCGAUCACGGAGUAUCCCUUCCAACCAACAUGGUCGGCCUUCUACCAGAUCAAAUCCAGGAACUAAAACUGACCGAUCCUGGAGCGACUAUGCACACCCCGUCGGGUGGGUCUAUCUCCAAUCCCGAUCCUCAUCUGAAGCGUAACGGUCACGCUCCUGACGAAGAGAUGGCGAAACUCUUGAGAACCACGUGUGAAGCAGCCAAGCAGUCCAUUCAUAAGAAUCUCAUCCAACAAGGCACCGUCCUUUCUUAUGAUCAUAUAAGCGAACAGUUUCUGAAAUUAAGAGAUGCGCUGAUGGCCGUGUAUCCCAUGGGACUGCCCCUGUAUGAUCCACUCCAUGUUGAAUCAACCAGCAUGGAAGCCGCGGAUUUGGACUGUGGAUACGGGAGCUUUCGCGAUGUCAUUGACCCGCAGAACGCGGUUUUGUGGUGGGCGGGAAAAGAACUCAAGGGGCAAGAUGAGAAGCUGCUCCGAAACUUCAUUGGUUCUAACGAGAAAACCAAGAUUGUUAUUAAGCUGACGCAGAAAGGGUCCGGUGCACCAGGGCGUGAAGCCUGCUAUACGGACGAGCAGAGAAAGGCGAUGAUGGCACAAGCGUUCCGGCGUCAGCAAGAGGUGGAGAAGCUGAUGGAAGAUGACGACGACCACUAUCUGAAUUCCCAGUGGGCGGAUAGCCGGGCGUUGAAGAGGUCAUUCCAAGGGAUUAACAACAUCAAGUUUCGUCCAGUGUAGCAGAGAUGUGGAAUUCCUGUAGCUCUGUUUAUGUACAGAUACUGUAUAUGUACAUUGUACAGCGACGCAUCCUUGGAUUUUGCCGAUCGCAUGACGUUUUUGCGAGAGGACCGGUUGAGAUACAUCGACAAAAAUGAAUAAAUUCAGCAUCUGGAGGAUCAUCGUUUAUACUUUCCGCGGCCGGCAUAAAAAUCCAAACUGAUUCAAUGAGAGUCUGCUCUUCAAGUCCAACAAUACAGACUGCCGUGGAGGCCGUUGUGGUGUUGGAGCAUCUAAAUAGAGCCCCGUAGAAACAACAAGAAACCGUUAUCAAUUAUCUGACCGGUAGAAACCUGAUGGGUGUCACCGAUUUUAUUUCCCAUGGGACCAGAUUUUGUCUACGAAUCAUCUAUGCAUUAGCGAGGCCGUGAAGCGUCAAAAGGUGGAUGAGAGGCGAAGGUUAAGCUACUUUUGUUUGUAAACUGCUGGACGCUUUAGAGGAUUUAACGCCUCUGUUGCUGUAUGUUUUACACUCUGAUGAGUGUCUACUUGUCCUUAAACCCGAACAUUUAAGUACGAGCUAUUUUUGUGUUCCUGUCAGCUACGUGGUUCUUACGCCUUUUAUUCGCACAACACCGUGAAUAAACGCUAACGGAAGCCUAGUUUUUCCGCAUCCCAAAAAAUUGAUACUAAUAUUUUCGUUAGAGGAACACCUGCUUAUUACAGCAUCCCAUGGGAUGAUGAGACCGUAUUGACAUUUGCGGGUGAUGUACUGAAUUACGAGUAUAAUAUUUUAUUAAAUGCUUUGCA
Molecule: messenger RNA, 1916 nt
Organism: Paramacrobiotus metropolitanus
Lineage: Eukaryota; Metazoa; Tardigrada; Eutardigrada; Parachela; Macrobiotidae
Product: cilia- and flagella-associated protein 298-A-like
Exons: 2
Coding region: 240-1127 (295 amino acids)
Biological process (GO): regulation of cilium movement
Source: RefSeq, a predicted model, not a curated record